AUAACUGUCAAAGUGACAUAAGAAUCAAAAGACAUAUUGACAUAUUUAUAUUCAAUAUAGUACUAAAAUUUUGAAGGUUAUGUAUUGAAUAAAAUAAAAAAAUAUUAAAGUAAUCAAUUAAUUUUAUAGAGAAACAAUGAAUACAUCUAUCAUAAAAAUUGCCCAGGCUUCAAAUAUAAUAUCGCAAUUUUCUCCGGUAUUUGCGUCCCAGUUUCACACAUCAUCUGUGCUUAGCAGAGUUGUUUCAGGAAAAUAUAGAAUAACGAAAAAAAGAGACAGACCACUUACUUAUGAAAUGGCCAACGCACCUCACUAUAUUGCUCACCGAAAGUCUUGGAACUCGUGGAAUACGUCAAGUUUAAAAGAUGGUCUGCGGAAAUCAGAAACAGCUGUUGAGGAUGAAUUUAUUAGGAGAUUUAUAAAUGGAACUUGGCAUGGCCUUGUUUGUAGCGAGGUUAUAAUAAAACGUCAGUUCAAUCACAUUAGAAUAGCAGCAAUCAUGAGACGAGCUGUGUCUCCAACUAAGAUGUACUUCCUUAUUGGAUAUACCGAGGAACUUUUAUCUACAUGGAUACAAUGUCCGGUGACAUUGGAACUGCAAACAGUUGACAGCUACCAAGAUGUUGUCUUUAAAUAUAUUUAAACCAAUAAUUUCUUUCACCUUGUGUUAUAUACUUAGGAUAAAAUUAGAAAAGUUAGGAUUUUAAUAUUAGAUUUUGGAAUAAGAAAUAAAUGUUCUUUGAAAUAUAA
Molecule: messenger RNA, 750 nt
Organism: Nymphalis io (European peacock)
Lineage: Eukaryota; Metazoa; Arthropoda; Insecta; Lepidoptera; Nymphalidae
Gene: mRpS24
Product: 28S ribosomal protein S24, mitochondrial
Exons: 4
Coding region: 137-643 (168 amino acids)
Biological process (GO): translation
Cellular component (GO): mitochondrion
Source: RefSeq, a predicted model, not a curated record